Molecule: messenger RNA, 1527 nt
Organism: Hippocampus comes (tiger tail seahorse)
Lineage: Eukaryota; Metazoa; Chordata; Actinopteri; Syngnathiformes; Syngnathidae
Gene: mknk1
Product: MAPK interacting serine/threonine kinase 1
Exons: 14
Biological process (GO): protein phosphorylation
Molecular function (GO): protein kinase activity; ATP binding
Source: RefSeq, a predicted model, not a curated record
UUUUCGUGUGGUUGCCCGCUGGGCGCGUCAGUGGUGAACUGGUUUUGAUGGCUUUCGACUAGCGAUGGGAUCUUACAUCAUCUCUCGAAGACUCUAACCGGCGGGGAUUUGGCCAGUUCGGAGAAUGUUCAGUUAGCAGCUAUGGUGAGGCACAGCGUGAUGACGGAGUUGCAUGUCUUCCAGCAUUCGCUCCAGGGCAACUCCCUGGCUCUGGGCCAAGUAGGGCAGUGUUAUGGGGAACAGCAGCAGCAGCAGAAUGGGAUCGUUUCAGAUGACAGGCAGCACAUCGCUCAAGUCCCUGCAGAAGUUGAGAAAAGCCAGCCUGUGAACAUCCCAGAUGCUGCCAAGCGAAAAAAGAAGAAAAGAUCAAGAGCGACCAACAGCUCCACUGGCACUUUUGAUGACCUCUAUAAGCUGACGGAUGAGGUGCUUGGCCAGGGGGCUUGUGCCAAAGUCCAAGGAUGCGUCAGCUUGCAGAACGGGCAGGAGUAUGCAGUAAAGAUCAUCGAAAAGAGUGCGGGUCACAGCCGCCGCCGAGUCUUCCGAGAAGUGGAGACGCUUUACCAGUGUCAAGGAAACAGGAACAUUCUGGAACUGAUCGAGUUCUUUGAAGACGACACCUGCUUUUAUUUGGUGUUUGAGAAGUUGCGAGGAGGGUCCAUUCUUACGCACAUCCAGAACAGGAAGCACUUUGAUGAGCUGGAGGCUAGCAAGGUGGUCCGUGACAUCGCCCAAGCGCUUGACUUUCUACACACAAAGGGUAUUGCUCACAGGGACCUCAAACUGGAUAACGUCCUUUGUGAACACACUGAUCAAGUGUCACCGGUAAAGAUCUGCGACUUUGACCUGGGAAGCGGCAUGCAGCUCAGCAGCGCCUGCACACCGAUAACUACUCCCGAACUCACCACGCCGUGUGGCUCAGCAGAAUACAUGGCUCCAGAAGUGGUGGAGGUUUUCACAGACGAGGCAUCCUUCUAUGACAAACGCUGCGACUUGUGGAGCCUCGGGGUCAUUCUCUACAUCCUGUUAAGCGGCAGCCCCCCCUUCACGGGCCACUGCGGCAGCGACUGCGGGUGGGACCGGGGGGAAACAUGCCGCACGUGCCAGAGUCACCUGUUCGAGAGCAUCCAGCAGGGCAAAUACGAGUUUCCAGACAAGGACUGGGCUCACAUCACAGAUGCCGCCAAAGAUCUUAUCAGCAAGUUGCUGGUACGAGAUGCCACUCUGCGCCUCAGUGCCGCUCAGGUCCUCAAGCACCCGUGGGUGCAGGGGAAUGCACCAGAGAGAGGUCUUCCAACACCUCAUGCCCUACAGAGGAACAGCAGCACCAAAGACCUGAGCCAGUUUGCGGCCGAAGCCAUCGCCUUCCACCGGCAGCUGUCGCAGCACGACGAGCAGCAGCAAAAGGAGGAAGAAGACGAAGAGGUGUGCCCCGUUGUCAUUUGCUCCAUGAGGCUCUCUCCACCGUCCAACUCUAGACUGGCUCGCAGGAGGGCGCGGUCCAACGCCCUGCGCGGCCGAGACGGC